Raphanus sativus (radish) is the source of this 1295-nucleotide messenger RNA. Its product is annotated as pyridoxal 5'-phosphate synthase subunit PDX1.3. Gene Ontology annotation, biological process: pyridoxal 5'-phosphate biosynthetic process; pyridoxine biosynthetic process; amino acid metabolic process. The transcript has a single exon. Gene Ontology annotation, molecular function: amine-lyase activity. Lineage: Eukaryota; Viridiplantae; Streptophyta; Magnoliopsida; Brassicales; Brassicaceae. Bases 8 to 1027 code for a protein of 339 amino acids. The record is from RefSeq and is a predicted model, not a curated record.
GGCGAGGAUGGGCCAGAAAUCGAUUUCACCAAUCAUCAAAUCUUCUUCCAUUUCCUCUCUCUCUCUCUCUCUCUAUCUCUCAUUGAUUCCGAUAAUGGAAGGAACAGGCGUCGUGGCUGUGUACGGUAACGGUGCAGCGAUAACGGAGGCGAAGAAAUCUCCCUUCUCCGUCAAGGUCGGCCUAGCCCAGAUGCUCCGCGGCGGAGUCAUCAUGGACGUCGUCAACGCCGACCAGGCUCGCAUCGCGGAGGAGGCCGGCGCCUGCGCCGUCAUGGCCCUGGAGCGCGUCCCCGCCGACAUCCGCGCACAGGGCGGCGUCGCUCGGAUGAGCGACCCCCAGAUGAUCAAGGACAUCAAGCGCGCCGUCACCAUCCCGGUCAUGGCCAAAGCCAGGAUCGGGCACUUCGUGGAGGCGCAGAUCCUCGAGGCGAUCGGGAUCGACUACGUGGACGAGAGCGAGGUGCUGACCCUCGCCGACGAGGACCACCACAUCAACAAGCACAACUUCCGCGUCCCUUUCGUCUGCGGGUGCCGGAACCUCGGGGAGGCGCUGAGGAGGAUACGGGAAGGGGCGGCGAUGAUUAGGACGAAAGGGGAGGCGGGGACGGGGAAUAUUGUCGAGGCGGUUAGGCACGUGAGGUCCGUGAUGGGUGACGUUAGGGUUUUGAGGAACAUGGAUGAUGACGAGGUGUUUAGCUUCGCUAAGAAGAUCGCGGCUCCUUAUGAUUUGGUGAUGCAGACGAAGCAGCUCGGGAGGCUUCCUGUUGUUCAGUUCGCGGCCGGUGGGGUGGCUACUCCGGCGGACGCGGCGCUGAUGAUGCAGCUUGGAUGCGACGGGGUGUUUGUGGGGUCGGGGAUUUUUAAGAGCGGGGAUCCGGCGCGUAGGGCGCGUGCGAUUGUUCAGGCGGUGACUCAUUAUAGUGACCCGGAGAUGCUGGUGGAGGUGAGCUGUGGGCUUGGAGAGGCUAUGGUUGGGAUUAAUCUCAAUGAUGAGAAGGUUGAGAGGUUCGCUAAUCGCUCCGAGUGAAAAGAAACCGAACAAACAAGAAGGUGAAAUUUCGGACGAGAAUGGUUUUUCAGACCAUUUUGCAGUGAUGUCCAGAAAACAAAAGAAAAAAGAUGAUAUUUGAUGAGUAGUUUGUAUCCGCUUUGUGUUUUUUUUUCUCUUAUAAUCUUUGGUUAGUGAUUGUAAUCGACUUCUUCUAUUUGCAAGAACAAGUUGUCAGUUAUAAUAAUAAGAAUAAUAAUGUACUCUCUUGUUUGUUUUGAAAAUGAGACAUUCUUGGGUCCAUUGA